This is a messenger RNA of Mauremys mutica (yellowpond turtle), 5642 nucleotides long. It is a transcript of the gene TMEM250, whose product is annotated as transmembrane protein 250. Bases 337 to 756 code for a protein of 139 amino acids. The record is from RefSeq and is a predicted model, not a curated record. The transcript has 2 exons. Lineage: Eukaryota; Metazoa; Chordata; Testudines; Geoemydidae.
AGGCGCUCGAUGAUGACGUCAUCAUUCGGCGCCACACCCCCACCCUCUCCUCGUUCGCCUCUGCCGGUACCGGUUGGAGCCCGAGCGCCGCUGGCCCGCACAUGCGCAUAGCAGCGCUUGAGCUCAGGCCCGGGCCCCGCUCGGGCCCGGGACACCUGUCCCCGGUAGCGGCGGCCACUCGGGCCGGGACCAUGGGCAGCGCGGCCUGUUCCUUCCUGGAAAUUCAGCAGAAAGUUUGCAUUCAUAGGUUGCUGAAUCUUUUCCAUAUUAAUGGAUGACAUUUGGUAUGUGCACUGCAAAUCCUGCUCUGGGACUCUGUGAACUGUGGGGUGCCUGAUGCCUGUAAUCCCCAUUCCCCGCCGUGUCCGUUCUUUCCACGGCCCCCACACAACAUGUCUGCAUUCAGCCUGUGGCCCAGUAAGGACCACUCACUUGGUGCGCACCAAAUACAACAACUUCGACAUCUAUCUGAAAUCCCGAUGGAUGUAUGGAUUCAUUCGUUUCCUGCUGUACUUCAGCUGCAGCCUGUUUACCUCCAUCCUCUGGGUGGCGCUCUCUAUCUUGUUUUGCCUUCAGUACCUGGGCAUCCGGAUCUUUCUGCGUUUCCAGUACAAACUCUCCAUCAUCCUCCUCUUGUUGGGGCGAAGGCGGGUGGACUUCAGCCUCAUGAAUGAACUGCUCAUCUAUGGAAUUCACGUGACCAUGCUGCUAGUGGGGGGGCUGGGCUGGUGUUUCAUGGUGUUUGUGGAUAUGUAAAUAAAGUGAGCGCAUGUGGGCUCAGGAGGCGACUCUUACUCUACCCCAAAACCAAUGGAUCUCUCCUUUGCCUUUUUUUAAAUAUACAUUUAUUUAUCAGUGCUAGAUUUUGAUAAAUUCAUGUACCUGUCUCUGGAAUUGGGUUUAUUUUUUGGAGGGCUGGGUUGCUGCUUAAUUACAAUCCCUGAUUGCAAGUGGGCUACAUUCAAUUUUUGUUUGCACAGUGAAAACGACAUACGUUUCCUUUCAGUCCAUAGGAGUCUAGCCUGCUGAACUAUUCCAGUGGGCAUGGAAAGGGCAGUGAUUUAACUGGAGGAAGGAAGCCAAAUAAUUUUGCACCCUGCCCCUUUAAUCAUCGGUAUCCUCUUUCUAAAAAUGUUCAGUGAUGUCCUAUGCAAGUAAUAUAUAUUCCUAUCUACCCAGUCUUGUCCCUCGGUGUAUUCUGGACUUGCAUUAUCCUUUGCUAAACAUAUUGGGCCAAAUUCAUCAAUGAUUUCAGUAGACUUACACCAGCGAUGUAUUUAGACCAUUUUGAUAUUGUAUUUACCUCAGUCUGCAGCUUUGAUAGCUUUGAGCGGCUUACCCCUCUUUAGGCAUUUAGGGUGGGAUCUUCCAGAAUCACUUGGCACUGACAUAUCAUUCCCAUUUGAAGUAAUGGAAGCAGAGUUAGGCCCAGUGCUAAGUGCUUUUGAAAAUUCCACCCUCAGCAAAUAAACCACUGGAAAAUGAUAGGCCUAGAGUAACUCAUCUCCAUCUCUUCCUUAAUGCCUAACAUAUCUGGACCCGAUUCUGAUCUUUCUUACUUUGGGUUUACUCUAGUGUCUUCAUGGAAGUUACUCCUGAAUUGCACCAGUGCAAGUGAGAUCAGAUUAUGGUGUCCUUCAUCUAGGGGAACUUGAAAACUAACCAAAAUCUGAAAGUGCAGCAUUGUGAAUUCUUAAAUAUUAUAGAGGAAAUAUUCUGGCUUUGCCACCAGUUGUGGCAGUGGAAGAUCAAGUCAUUAGAAACUUUUUCUGAUGAUUUAAUAAUCGAGAGACAAGUUCUGAUCUCAGUCACACCGAUCUUAAUCUGGGGUGUUUCCCCUGAAAUCAAUUUACGCAUAACUGCAAGUGAGUUCAGAGCCUGGCCCAAAGUGUCUAUUCAGAGUUACCAGCAUUUACUCAAAACAAACUUAGAAUGUUGUCCCUUCCCCCAUUUUUCUGUAAGGAAUUGCAGAUUGAUUUCUUACAAGAAGGUUGGCUACAAAGACCAAGACCUGUUUCUGUUUUCAAACCAUUGUAAUUCAGUCCAUUGAAGUCAAUGGAGUCAUGCUGAUAUAAAGUUAAUGUAAGUGAGAUGAGAAUUAGGUCACUAAUGUAUUGAAAAGAACAUUUUUUGUGGUCCAGUAUUUGUAUUUCCUUCAGUAGGGUUACUUUAUAGGGUCCAAUACAUACUCAUAUGCAGAGGGGAAGGGUGCUUUUACAUUGCAGCUUGUGGGGACAGUGCCUUUUGGUGGUAGACAUUUGGUUUUGCAGAUUUGUAGAUGCAGAGUAGGGAUGCUUCUCUCUGAAGCCUUAAUCUAGAGCAAAACCAGAAAUUAUCUAUACAGUCUGAUAAUCCAAUAAUACAGUCUGACCACAGGGUGCUGAUUAAGGCUGGGUCCUGGCAGAAUAAAUCUUAGAUCAGCACUGCAGGAGCUGAGAGAUGUUUCUAUGGGAGCAAAGUGGUUAAUCAGUGUUGUGCCAUGAGCCAUGUUCUCUUGAUGCUCCUUGGUAGUUGCCAGAACUGUGCAUGUAACUGCUCCCCUUGGGCUUUGUUCUAGGAGAGUUCACCCAGCUGCUGUUUAUUACAUCUGCCGACCCAACCUGCCUCAUCACCCUUGCGUCUGAGCACCUUACACAUUCUUAUUUUGUUUUACUAAUAUCUUACAUUUAAGGCUAAGAUUUUGUCAUGGGUAUUUUUAGUAAAAGUCACAGACGGCCACAACUCACAGUGCUGUUGGGAUUUGCAGCUGCUCCAGCUCCGCCACUGCUCCUGGGAGGCUGACCCAACUCCGGCUGGCUGCCGGUCAGCUGUUCCGGCGGCCCUGGGGUUAGCCACUGGUCAACUGUUCCGGCAGCUGCGGUUUGAGCAGCCCCAAGGCUGACAGCUGCUCCAGCCCUGCCCCAGAAGAAGUCCUGGAGGUCCCGGAAAGUAAUGGAAUUUGCGACCUCCAUGACAGUAUCACUGCCUUAGUUAUAUUUCUUAUAUAUGAGUUUCUAGAAUUGCUGGGAGGGAGGGAGAUCUUCUGUGAUACUUCCAUUCCCCAAUCUUCCCACCCAAAACGGUGAGGCCCAGAUUCUAGGUUCCAGUGGGCAGACCCUUUCUAGCAAAGCUACAUCAGGUCUCUGGGGAGGGUGGGUCCCCAAAUGAGAUAACAAUGCCCUGUUAUCUCCAUUCUCCAUGCAGCUCCCAGCCUAAGGGUUGGAGCACUCUGGGCACUGACUAUCCUAGCCUCCCUGAUAAUUCAUAGGGAGCCACUGCAGGCAAUGGAAGUUACAGCAGCCAUGGAGCUGCUCUGACUAACGCUGGAGGCCCCAGCAGCCCCCAAACCAUCCAAAAUCCAAGAGGUGCAAAAGUCAGGUAAAGCCACUUGUGCUCCUAUGCCUGGCUGGCACAUCACAGAAUCUGGCUUUAAGUCAGGUGGAAACUCUUGGCAGAGGGGAUCUCUUUCAGAGCUUAUUUAAAUAACAGCCAAAAAGAGGUGUCAAUGGAGAGUUUAGUGGUGUGCUCUCUUGAUUUCCCCUCACCUGUUCCAACUUCCGCAUGAGCUAUCUACAGCGGUCCCAGUCCUUGUUGAUCUAGGGAGCCAGGCACCAAACAUGCACCCCUGUGUUUCAGUGCAUUGCAGUGUUCCUAAAGCACCUCUCUGGCCCUUUGUGUCCAAAAUUGGAUAUUACGUAUCAAGUGAAUGUCCUUCUAAAGUCAAGUUAAAAGGGUAAUGUUUAUCAAAUCAAGGAAAGGAGCAGGCCAACCAAGGAUAAAAGGUCACAUAAAAGAUUAAAUGUAGAUGAAAAUGGUGCCCUAUAUAUGAAAAUGAUCCCUCAAUUUGUUUCCUAUGCCCAAAUGUCUGCUGUCACAAUGCUCUAAAGCUUCACUUACCAAGACCUGACUUCAGGACUCUGUGAUUCUCCUGGAAAGGUGGAUAACUCAGAAGGCUGUAAAUGCAUGGUAUUAUUACAGCAGGCAAACAAGUAGCAAUAUUCCUGGGUUCUAUUCCCAGAUGUAUCACUGUAUUGCUGUGAGCUUGGGUAAGUCACUUAAACUGACUCAUUUUCCAUAUCUGUAAAAUGGGGAUAAUACCUACCUUCCUUUGUAAAGUGCUAGUGAUCUUUGGUUGAAAAGUACUAAAUACACAAAGGGAAAAAUAUUAUGUCACGGGCACUAAGCCAGUGCAAGACUUGUAUUCCUUACAAUGCAUAGGUGAUAGUGAUGUUAUCCGCUGCAGCUGGGGAAACAAUGACCUUUGAACACCAAUGUGGGCAGGUAAGAGGAAGAUGGAGUGGUUUUCAAAUAAUUUGUUUUAAAAUGUGUCAACUUGAACAUGAAUAGAAUAAUAUUUGGCACCUAUAUAGCACUUUUCAUCUUCAAAGUGUUUUACAAUCACUAGCUAAUUAAUCCUCACAACAUCCCUAGAAGGUUGCUGAAUAAGUAAGAUCUUGGUAACGAUUUGGGAUUGUAAUCAGUUUUUUUAAUACAGGGAUUUUGUUUUUAAGCUUUUAAGUUUACUUUUAAUUAAAGGUUUUUCUCGAGAAGUUGAGAUGUUCAAAGUGACCUACAAGUUCAAGGAGGUGAAGGCGGGAUGUGAGGGAGAAACCUGUUAACCAAGCCAAAGCUAUAUGAUGGACAGAGUGAACAACACAGUAAAGCGUGUGCUUUCAAUAAGCAAUUUGUUCUCAUAAAGCUUUCUUCAUUGCAAAAGUCCUUUCUUUAAAAAAAAAAAAUGGUCAGAACAGACCAAAUAAUAAAACGGGUAGAAGCUGGAAUUCAUUCCUAUGUCUUUAGGAGUCAGACAAAUAGCAAAUUAAUGUUAGUUGCCAGAAAUAUUUUAGCCUGAGCAGGUAUGUGCAAACCCUACUCCACUGUGGAAAUCAAUUUUCCCUUGGAUUUAUUCCUGUUUCCCAAACUCACUCAGAGAUGAGAGAGACAUGGUCAGAUUAAAAUAAUUAGACAAAAUUCAUUAUAUUACAAAUAACUAUAGAUAAUAAAACUGAAAUGAUUUGAAAAAUUUAAUCAACUUUUCACCAUUGGUGCUGUUUGCUUCACUUUUUCAAUUUCAUCUUGGACAAUGAGAAUAAACUGGUCACUUUCAUUUUUGUUUUUAGUUAGUUUUUCCUUAAUCCUGUCAUACUGCUUCUUUGGGCUAUAAAUACUGCAGAUUAAUGUUUAUUUGGUUUUAAAAAUGCUUCCAGGGGAAUUUUAAUAGAAACCAUAGAAGCAAGACAAAUAGAAAUACGUUUUAAUAGAGAGAGAUUAUUUUUACCAGACCUACAUAUUGGGCUGUAUUUGAUCUGACAAUGUCCCUUUGGGGCCCAAUCCUGCAGUCUUUGCACAUCCCAAACUCCCUUUGAUAUCUCCUUUUCAAGUCAUUGCAGGGUUCAGAUAUGCAGGGAAUGGAAGACCUUUAUGUUUUUGAAGCUGGAACUCCCAAUCUGUUACAGGAGACUUAAGGGCAAGGAUGAUUGCAUGUGUGGUAACAAAGUCGCAUUAGCUCUGCCCUUUAACUGAUGAAUGUACAAACUACAAUGCAAAGGGUUUGAUAUGCACCAUGUUAACCUUUUGAAACCCGGAUACAACUCAGCGUCUCAAGUGCCUGUUGAGUUCUUUAUGAAACGUGCCACCUUCAUUAAACAUUUUUUUUAAAUGUC